Molecule: messenger RNA, 2252 nt
Organism: Chroicocephalus ridibundus (black-headed gull)
Lineage: Eukaryota; Metazoa; Chordata; Aves; Charadriiformes; Laridae
Gene: KYAT3
Product: kynurenine aminotransferase 3
Exons: 15
Coding region: 340-1605 (421 amino acids)
Biological process (GO): biosynthetic process
Cellular component (GO): cytoplasm; mitochondrion
Molecular function (GO): L-kynurenine:2-oxoglutarate transaminase activity; pyridoxal phosphate binding
Source: RefSeq, a predicted model, not a curated record
GUUUUUUUCAGGUCACUUAUUUAUUAUCCAGGCAUGCUUUUGGCUUCACGAAGCUUCUGUUGCCUUGGCGUUAGAACAUACCAACGACGAACAGAUUCACUUUCCAGAUCCAUCAAACUUUCAGCCUCUGCAUCUUUAGAGUCACGUCUAGCACUUAUCAGGCCAGAAGGAUUGCCUAGUUGUUAGGGCACCAGAGCCUGAGAUACAGAAGACAGUUUCAAUCCCAGCUUUAUCACAGAUUUUUGAAUCUUCUCAGUCUCCCAGCUUAACUUCUUAUAAGAUUGUGCAGCUUCAUUUCAAGUCUUCCAGUUUUAUUGGAAGAAAGCAGAGCUUUGCAACAUGACAAUGGCCUUCAGACACAAAAACACAAGACGAAUUGAAGGCCUUGAUAGCAAUGUGUGGGUUGAAUUUACAAAGGUGGCAGCAGAUCCCUCAAUCGUUAAUCUUGGUCAAGGCCUUCCUGAUAUAUCCCCUCCUAGCUAUGUUAAAGAAGAGCUGGCAAAGGCAGCAGCAGUUGACAGACUGAACCAGUACACACGAGGCUUUGGACACCCUUCACUGGUGAAAGCCUUGUCUCAAGUGUACGAGAGAGCUUGUGGAAGGAAGAUUGAUCCUCUUACAGAUAUCCUGGUGACCGUGGGAGCUUAUGGAUCUCUCUUUAGUACAAUACAGGCAUUAAUUGAAGAGGGAGACGAAGUAAUAAUAAUAGAGCCAUUUUAUGACUGUUACGAACCAAUGGUAAAGAUGGCGGGUGCAAAGCCUGUUUUUAUCCCACUGAGAUAUAAAAAUGAUGGAAACUCUGCAUCUAGUGUUGAUUGGGUCUUAGAUCCUGCUGAACUUGCAAAUAAAUUUAAUUCCAAAACAAAAGCAAUUAUUCUGAAUACCCCGCACAACCCUAUAGGCAAGGUAUUUACCAGAGAAGAGCUCCAAGUAAUAGCUGAUCUCUGUAUUAAACAUGAUACCCUGUGCAUCAGCGAUGAGGUGUAUGAAUGGCUGGUCUAUAAAGGAAAUAAACAUGUUAAAAUAGCUACGUUGCCAGGUAUGUGGGAAAGAACAAUAACUAUAGGAAGUGCUGGAAAAACAUAUAGUGUAACUGGCUGGAAGCUUGGUUGGUCUAUUGGCCCCCAGAACCUGAUUAAGCAUUUGCAAGUUGUUCACCAAAAUACACUGUAUACUUGCCCAACUCCAUUACAGGAGGCUUUGGCACAAGCAUUUUGGAUAGACUAUAAACGCAUGGAUGACCCAGACUGCUAUUUUUACUCACUGUCUCGAGAGCUGGAAAGCAAGCGUGAUCGGAUGGCUCACCUACUUCAAGAAGCUGGACUAAAGCCUGUCAUUCCAGAUGGAGGAUACUUUAUGAUUGUUGAUGUUUCUACAUUAAAUGUGGAUCUUUCUGAUCUGGAUGAGAAACAACCUUAUGAUUAUAAAUUUGUCAAAUGGAUGAUAAGGUCUAAGAAGCUGUCAGCAAUUCCUCUUUCAGCAUUCUGUGGUCCUGAGACAAAAAAGCAGUUUGAAAAAUAUAUACGUUUUUGCUUCAUUAAGAAAGACAGCACACUAGAUGCAGCUGAAGCAAUCCUGAAGAACUGGAAUAAACAGACAGCCUGAUUUUUCUUAUUAACGCUUCCAUCUGGUAUUAUUAGCCAAUAGUCGCAGGUUUUAUUGCAAAUUUAAGAACAAAUUACUUAAUACAGUACAGAAUUAAUAUGACAUAAUUGUGCUGCCACCUGCUGAGGGGUUAAAACAAUGAUUUACUGACAUGUGUAAUGCAACUCAGGUUAUUUUCAGUCUUCAAAAUAAUUUACUUUUUUUCCUAGAAAAAUAAAUAAAUAUGGGAUUCACUUCUUUUACUGAAAGACAAACAUUUGUAGGACUGUGUAAAAUAAAUAAAUGAUAUGGGUAUUUUAAAAGUUAUAAGAAAAAAGUGGGAGGUGUUUUUGGUAUGAGACAGUAUAGGAACUAAGGGUGAGACUUAAACAUUGUGGCUUGUGAAACACAAUAGCCUGCAGUGGAGGAAAAUUAAGAUAUGCCUCAUAUUAGAUAAUUGCAGUGACUUUCUACAUACAUACCUACCUACCCUGUCUAUGCACAAAUUGCAUCAGUUUAUUUAAAGUGGUGGAGUUAAAUCAAUGCAGCGUUUAUACUGUAGGCAAGACUGAAAAGUGCUAAGUUGCAUAAUUACUAUUUUAUUUUCCCACAAUAGUCAAGUGUGCUGCUCUGAAAGUAUUCAGUCCUCAAUAAAAUUAUAAAAGUGG